AUGGAAUCCUCAGAUUUGAACGUAAUAGUUGCAAGAAUACAAGAUCCAGAUCCAGAAAUACAGUUUUCGGCCCUUAAAACACUGCAUUCUUUUAUUUCCUCUGCCCAGGGAUCUGUAGGUUUUAAGCAGCAGGAUUUAUACGACAGGAUAGAUGAGUUCGCUAAGAUUGUUGAAAACCUUGAUGGAGACAAUAAAAAGUAUCUUUACGAUCUAAUAAGUGUCAUGAAUCUAUUUCACAAUGACCAGAACAUUCUCAGAUUUAGGUUGAAGGGGUCAUUCAUACCAAUCUCUGAGUGGGGACUUCAGUAUGUGAGAAAGUUAGUGUGUUGUAUUUUGGAUGUCAUAAACCAAAAGCUAGAAAUAGAAGACUACACUUCUCUAAUCGAUCCCAUUUCCGAAUUUCUAUUCCAUCACAAUGCCGAGAUUGAGGCCAUUGAUUUUAUCUUUGAAGUAUCGUUUGUGAGUCAAAAAGUAGAAGUAAGUGAAGGGAGGAAUAGAAGCUUUGCAGGGGACUUCGUUGAUUUAAUAUUCAAAUAUAUGGAUAAGGACAAUGAGGAGAGAAUAACUCUAUAUUUGGAGGAAAUGGAUAGAUUUUACACUAUAGAUAACAUUAUGCUAAAAUUAUACAAGAAUAAUCCUAGUAAGCUUCUAGUGUAUUUGCUUCGUUUAAACAGGAAAAGCGACGCUGUUGAAUAUGUAUGUUCUCUUUCAAAUACUCCUUACUAUAGACAGUGCCUAUUCAUUCUAGCAAGAAAUAAUAUAUAUUUUAAGGAGAAUGAUGGUGAAACCGAAAGAAUCCUAUCGAACUCGUUUUUGUCUGAGAAUUUUUUCGAUGUAGCGUCAUCUCUUGAGCUGCUUCCAUCACAGAAACUGGAAUAUAUUUUUAAGUCACUUGACAAGGAGAAAACCGAAGCAGCUGCAAUUGCAAAUGCGCUUGUCCAUUUUGCCUAUUGCCGUGACCCGGUAUUUUUCCCAUCUACUGAUGAUUACAAAGUCAAGCAGGAUCUUGUCGACCAUCUAAAAGCAAAUGAAUCAAUCUCUGUUUUAGCUUCUGUAGGAUUGAUAAACUCCUAUUCGCACGAAAAAGUAAUUGAAUACUAUUCAAGCUUAAUUUAUGAAAAGGCCAGCGCAGGUGCUAUUUUGGCACUCACAAUAGCAUCUCAGAGACAUCACGACCUUGAUUUUGAAAAUAUCAACUUGCUGAUUCCAUUGCUUUCUUCUAGCAAGAAGAACGAUGUGUUGGCGGCAAUGCUUGGGAUUGCUGUUCUUUAUUCGGCAUCAUCAUCUCAGGCUGCUUAUGAUGCUGUGUUCCCCUUGCUUAGCUCUCCUGAUUCUGAGAUUGCGCUAUUUGCAAUAUUUAUCCUAGGCUCAAUAUUCGCUGGCACAUGUGAUGAGGGUGUUAUAACAUCCUGUGUUGAUAUAUAUAACGAAAUUAAGAAUGAUUCAUCCUUUUGCAAUCUAUCAGUUCUUGGAAUCUCCUUAAUAUUAAUGAAGCAUCCAGAGGCUGUCAAUUGUAGUUUUUUCUCUAAACUUGACAACUACACAAAAAUAUUAUCAUUUGGAUUGAUGAAUAUGGGGUCGGGAAACCCUAAGAUUGUCGAUGAAAUACUCACUGAUGCCUUCACUGGUGAUACUGAUGCUCUUCUCGAAUCACUGGGUCUUAUUUCUAGCUGUAUUGUGGCAUUGGGUGAUGGUAUUGCAACUUCUCUAUUGGACAGGAUUUGUAAUUCAUCACUGCUUCUUGAUUCUUCUCAUCUUAGACAUGUCUUCCCAUUGUGUCUCGCCUUGUUGUACCCCUCUAAUCCUAGGUCUGAGGUUAUUGAUGCAUUAGAAAAAAGUCUCAGCAGUGGAGAGACAGAUUGUAACUCCUUAUUUUCUCUUGGAAUAGUCGGUGCGGGUACAAGAUCGUCCAGGAUAUUAAGAGUUUUUGAUACCAACUACAAUAAUAUUUACAAAGAUUCCAGAGCGGUAUCAGCAUUAGUAAUUUCGCAAGGAUUAAUUAAUUUAGGAAAGGGGCUGUUUACUCUUUCCCCAUUCUAUUAUGAAAAAACUGUCAUUGCCGACAAGCCUAUUAUUGGACUACUCACAGUGCUUUUUUUGUUCUUCGAUCAGACGCUAUUUCCUGAUUUUUCAUAUCUUUGCUAUAUUUUGAGUAUGUCCAUUUCACCUAAGUAUGUUAGUGGAUAUGAAGGAUCAUGUAGAGUGGGCAAACCAGUUGACAUUGUUGGCCUUACGGGAAAGCCCAAUAAACUCAGUGGUGCUGUGAUUCAUACACUUCCAAUUGUUUUAAAUACAAACGAAAGAGCAGAGGUUAAUGAUGAAGUAUUGACUUCCUACAUUGAAGAUGUGCUGAUUAAAAAAGAUAAAUGA
Vittaforma corneae ATCC 50505 is the source of this 2370-nucleotide messenger RNA. RefSeq lists its product as uncharacterized. The coding region runs from base 1 to 2370 and encodes 789 amino acids. The transcript has a single exon. Gene Ontology annotation, biological process: proteasome-mediated ubiquitin-dependent protein catabolic process. Gene Ontology annotation, cellular component: proteasome regulatory particle, base subcomplex; nucleus; proteasome storage granule. The record is from RefSeq and is a predicted model, not a curated record. NCBI's taxonomy places the organism in Eukaryota, Fungi, Microsporidia, Nosematidae.